AUGUUAUUUACAGGAAAGGAAGAUGUGUGUAUCAAAGUGACCUCUGUUCCAGCCUCUCUGGUGCCCUACAGACUGUCUUUCUCUGCGCAAGUGUCCUCUUCUCGUCCAGUUUCUAAAGUAGAGUCCAACUAUCCCCUGGAUGCUCUCCAGUACCUCAAUACAGACCAAACCAAGGCUUCGGUCAAGAUGGCUGCAGGACACAAGUUUGACCGAGACAUUGAACUGCUGAUUUAUUACAAAGAUGCUCACCAGCCUACUGUUGUGGUGGAGGCAGGACAAGCCUCUGCCAAGCCUGGUUCUCUGAUGGGUGAUCCAGUGGUGAUGCUGAGCCUGUACCCUGAGUUCCCCCAGGCUGUGAUGUCUUCAGUUGCCUCAUGUGGAGAGUUUGUGUUCUUACUGGAUAGAUCUGGCAGUAUGGCAGGAUCCCGUAUAAAAAGUGCCAGGGAUACUUUGCUGCUCCUGUUGAAGAGCUUACCAAUAGGCUGCUAUUUCAACAUCUACAGUUUUGGGUCCAGCUAUGAACACAUCUUUCCUAAGAGUGUUGAGUAUAAUGAGAAGACCAUGGAAGAGGCUCUGAAUGAAGUUAAAAGGAUGGGCGGUGAUCUGGGAAGAACAGAGAUCCUGAUUCCCCUCGAACAUAUUUACAGUCAACCCUGCAUUUCCAGUCAACCUAAACAACUAUUUGUCUUUACUGACGGAGAGGUGGAGAACACCAAAGAAGUUUUAAAUCUGGUGAAGAAGAAUUCAGGUUUUCACAGGUGUUUCUCUUUUGGCAUUGGGGAAGGGGCCAGCUCUGCUCUUAUCAACGGGUUGGCCAAGGAAGGAGGAGGUCACGCUCAGUUCAUCACAGGGACUGACAGGAUGCAACCCAAAGUGAUGCAGUCGCUGCAUUUUGCUCUGCACCCAAAUGUGUUGGACAUCUCAGUAAAGUGGGAUUUGCCAAAGGGAGUGUCUGUCACUGCUCUCUCUCCUCCAAUCACAGCACUUUUUCAUGGUCAAAGGUCACUGGUUUAUGCCCAGCUCACUGGACAGAGUUCAGAGGCAGCGGAGGGCUGUGUGACGGUGAAGUACAGCCUGGCAGGGCAUCCCUCUCAGAACCAGGUCCACUUCAGUCUCAAACCUGCAGAGGACACUGGAUUAACACUCCACAGGUUGGCUGCUCGGACUCGAAUUCGCUCUCUGGAGAUGGAGGAGAGAGAGAGCAGAGGAGAGCAAGAAGAAGGAUUGAAGAAGAAGGUGGUGGAGCUUAGUGUCCAAUCAGGAGUGAGCAGUGCCUUCACUGCCUUCAUUGCUGUCAACAAAGGAGACGGAGAGGUGAUUCAAGGACCUCUGGUAGUCAGAAAUGUUCCCACACCCAGGAGGACGGCCGGUUGUAUGCUUAUGCAGUGCAGGCAGUCCAUACAUCCUGUAAUGAAUGACAUGAUGGGUUUGAGAAGUCCUGGGUCUGCUUUGUUCUGUCCACCUUUGAGGAAUUUCUCAAACGACAGCUUCUCCGUGCCGCCACCCAGAGACCCUUUGCUGCAGCUGGUCUCCCUCCAGAAGGCGUCUGGCUGCUGGGUGCUGGAUCCAGCUCUGGCUGCUGCACUGGGAAAGACCAGCGAGGAGGUGGAAAAGCCCAAGCCUGCAUCAGUGAACCAGGAAGUAUGGGCCAGCAUUCUGGCUCUGAUCUGGCUUCAUGGUUUCAAGAUGGAUGCUCAGGAAGAGUGGGAGCUUCUGGCAAUGAAGGCUGUGUCAUGGCUCCGUGCCCAGAAUGCUUUAUGUGUGACAGAGUGUGUGGAAGCUGGAAAUGCUCUGUUGGGUUGCAGCGUGCAGAAAGAAGCCCUGGGACUCUGAGGUUUUCAUUAAAGUUACUUCCCUUAACGGUACACAGAAGCAGAUUUACUCCAUGCCAAAACAUUAACUGUUGUACUUUAACGUUGCAGUGCACUUCACUCUUUGCACCAUUUACAUUUUUUGUUGAGAGAUGGACUGACAUAGAAAAAGGUUUGUCCCUUAUUAUCCUCACUAUAUCUGAACUGCAAUUCAUCCAUCCAGCAGCCAUGUAACUGCACAAAUAGAGUUUGUCUGUUUUGAGCCUUUAAA
Etheostoma cragini (Arkansas darter) is the source of this 2082-nucleotide messenger RNA. RefSeq names its product von Willebrand factor A domain-containing protein 5A-like. Bases 1 to 1833 code for a protein of 610 amino acids. The transcript is spliced from 15 exons. NCBI's taxonomy places the organism in Eukaryota, Metazoa, Chordata, Actinopteri, Perciformes, Percidae. The record is from RefSeq and is a predicted model, not a curated record.